Molecule: messenger RNA, 1172 nt
Organism: Lagopus muta (rock ptarmigan)
Lineage: Eukaryota; Metazoa; Chordata; Aves; Galliformes; Phasianidae
Product: F-box/WD repeat-containing protein 10-like
Exons: 3
Coding region: 1-1149 (382 amino acids)
Source: RefSeq, a predicted model, not a curated record
AUGGCCUUUGCAGUGCUCUGGCAUGGUUUGCUGAAGUGGGUUAGAAAUAGCAUCAGGAUUUUUGUUUUAAAUGGAAGUUUAACACCAACACAGCUUAGAGAUGAUGUAUUCUUCUGCUUUCUAGCUCUGUGCAAUGAACUGAUAAAACCUGCAGCUUGCCAGCAACAGGAGCAUUUGCUUGAGAGCAGGAGGUCUUCUCAAAUCCAGGCAGAGCAGCAAGAGCUUUUUGCUCCUGGUAACAACCAGCCCCAUCCUUUUGCUUUGGGACAGCCAGCAAAGGCAUCUUCUGUAAGGAACCUGGCAGAUGCUGAUGGCACAUCUGAAUACGGCAUUUCUGUACUUGCACAUCCUGACAGACAGCAGGGAGAGAAAAAGGGCUCACUGUCCUCUAACAAGCUCCUCUUGACUGUCAGCAUGCUGCAGAAGAGUGGCAAGCCGUCCUUUGUCCGCUCCUCUACAAAACAUCCUGCAGCAACCAGGAAAGCAUUGGAAUGUCUGCUGCAACAGCAACAAAAAAGACAAAUAUACACAACCCCUCUGCAACAGAAAAAGGAUCUGGCAGCCCAGUUCCAACGUGCGAGAUCUCACAGUGAUUCUCUGACUAUGAAAAGGAUUUCUGUACCCUUUGAAACGAAAAUGUUGCAACUCAAGCUGAAAAAUUCUUUGCAUGGGCCCACUGUGAAUUCCUCCAUUCCUGCUCCCUGCAUUGUACGUCUCAAGACUUGCAGUGCUUCGCUACAAGGAAAGAAAGUUCAUGGUGCUCACAGUAAAGGCACUUCUCUCCCUGAAGACAGAGUUCAGCACAGUGGUACAGACCGUACAGCUUCUGAACAGAUCAAAUCAACAUGUGUGAUGAUCCCACAAAUGAAAAAUGAAGCAGUUUGCAGGGGAAAAAAACCCUUUUGUCCACACGCUGCAGAUCCUUCCCAGGCUGACAGUGGGUUCAGACUUCUGACAGGACAGCAAAAGGAGGCACAUGCUGCAGCUGCUGUAGCUCAGUGUCAGGCAAACCAGGCAAAGCUCGUAGAAGAUCAUCAAAGAGCACGCAAGAAGGCCUGGUUAAGGAAAGCUAAAGGCCUACCUACAGUAUCUUUUACUAAGGAGGGGAAGAUAUUUGCUCCUGAACUUGGACAUAAUACAUUUAUCUGAGGUAACCCAUUAGUCCAGCAAAU